AUGGAGUUUCGGGGGCCAGACAUCUCACGGCCGAGGAUAGAGCUGCAUCCCGAAGACCAUAUUUACAGAGAGCCUAUCACGCAGUAUUUGAACUGGAACAUCUCGUCGAGUUUCAGGCGCCCGGAUGGAGUGCUCAAACGCGUAUUCACGAUCAAUGACCUUUUUCCGGGUCCUACUAUUGAAGCCCGGGCAGGGGAUACUUUGAUAAUUGCCGUUAACAACACCAUAAAAGACGAGUCCUUUUCUAUUCAUUGGCAUGGGCUACAUGUACACCAAUCAAUGGAUGGAGCGGUUGGGGUUACGCAGAAUCCUAUUGAACCCGGAACCACGUUCGUCUACAACCUGACAAUUCCACCAGAUCAAAGUGGGACCUUUUGGUAUCACGCCCACUCUGGGGUAGCCAGAGCUGACGGCUUGUACGGCGGCUUUGUUAUCCACAGACCUAGCCCCAAGUCGACAGUACGAGGACUCCUAGGCCAGGAGACAUCCGUCGAUUCUGAUAGAUUUCAUUACAACAAGGAGUUGUUGCUAUUGAUCGGAGAUUGGUACCACCGCUCUGCGCCAGACGUUCUGUCCUGGUACAUGCGUGCAGGAUCAUUUGGCAAUGAGCCUGUCCCUGAUUCCCUUGUUAUCAAUGGGGCUGGGCACUUUGACUGCUCAAUGGCUGUACCAGCACGGCCCUUGGACUGUCUGGUAUCUUCUAUCGACCCUCCUCUCUUCAAUAUGGAAAGAAAUCUGGCGUACAGAAUUCGCGUGGUCAACACCGGGUCCCUGGCAGGAUUUAGUCUAGCAUUUUCUCACCAAAAUCUCGAGCUGAUUCAGCUCGAUAGUGUUGACGUUGAGCCACAGCAGAAGUCGGCGACUUCAUUGGGGAACCUAUUUCCAGGACAGCGCAUGGAUUUCGUUAUCCGCACACUAGAGGAAGCAGAUGAUGGGCAAGGACCGAUGUAUAUGACUGUGGAGCUAGACAGAGGAUGCUUCAGAUAUCCCAAUCCCGCCUUGACGCCGGAGCAAACAUUUGAGAUCAGUACCAUGGAUAGCAUACAAUCUCAAAAAGAGAACAUUCGUCCCAAACAUCAUUUGGAUAUUGAACAGGUACCAUCCGCACGGUCUGUUCUGGCCGAUCUCCCACCAACCGCUCAACAAACGCAUGUCGUGUACACGAAGAUCGAGAAGCUCUCGAUUAGGCACAACAUUCCAUAUGGAUUCUUCAACCGUACAUCCUGGAAGCCACAGAGUAAUCCCCCACAGCCGCUAAACAGUCUUUCCAAGGGCCAAUGGGAUGAAAAUCAGUUUUCUCUCUCAACAGGUCCAGAGCCAGUCUGGGUUGAUCUAGUGGUGAACAACCUGGACGAGGGGGAUCAUCCGUUUCAUUUGCACGGCCACCACUUCUAUGUCUUGGCCAUCUAUCGCUCCUCGACAGGCUGGGGAUCUUACAACCCCUUCAGCGACGCCCGUCCACCCGGUCUGUCACUCCCAGAGGAGUCAGAUGCUCAAUCUCCUUAUGAUCUCAGCCGCGCCAUCUUGAGGGAUACAGUGCAGAUUCCCCGGCGCGGGUACGCCGUGCUUCGCUUCAGGGCAGACAACCCGGGAGUCUGGCUGUUUCACUGCCAUAUCCUGUGGCAUCUGGCUAGUGGGAUGGCAAUGAUCGUAGAGGUGGGUUAG
Messenger RNA from Penicilliopsis zonata CBS 506.65, 1665 nucleotides. RefSeq lists its product as hypothetical. The transcript has 7 exons. Gene Ontology annotation, molecular function: oxidoreductase activity; copper ion binding. NCBI's taxonomy places the organism in Eukaryota, Fungi, Ascomycota, Eurotiomycetes, Eurotiales, Aspergillaceae. Bases 1 to 1665 code for a protein of 554 amino acids. The record is from RefSeq and is a predicted model, not a curated record.